CGUUGGAGGCGGGUCGUUUGCGUGCGCCUCCUCAAGUGCUGCGGAGGGGGAAGGGCCCUAGGCUGCUUCUGUCGUCGCGGCCCAGCUUUGCGCCUUCCUCCAGCGCCUCAGACCGCCUUCCCCGGCCCCCCAGCGCCGCCUUCCUCUCAGCCCCGGCCGACUCUGGGAAGAGGGAGUGAAUAUGGCCCGUCCCUCGGUGUGUGGGACCCGCCAAGCCCCCUCUUCCUCGCCUCCUUCCCCCGCUGAGGAAGUAAAGGAGGCCCACUGCUCUGCAUCCCUUUGUUCCUACUGCAAUAAACCAGAUCCUUCCAGGAAGUCUGCAAGCAGGCCAUGGUUACUCUGGUCGUCUGAAGCAUGCUGCCUCAAAACAUGAAAGAGCUAUUUAGUUAUCAUGUAUCCAACCAGAGAGAAGAAAAACAAAUUGAACACCGAAGAUGUGAGAAAUCCUCUCCAUUCUAAAGGAACCAUAUUGUUUACAAGAUGGAUCGGAGUAAGCGAAAUUCAAUAGCAGGAUUUCCACCACGUUUGGAGCGCCUUGAAGAUUUUGAUGGGGGUGGUGGAGGUGAUGGGACUGUGUCCCAGAUGGGCAGAGUCUGGACUUCUUCAUACAAGGCCUUGAUAAGUGCCUUUUCAAGACUUACCCGGCUUGAUGACUUUUCCUGUGAGAAAAUAGGAUCUGGUUUCUUCUCUGAGGUGUUCAAGGUACGGCACAAGGUAUCCGAUCAGGUAAUGGCUUUGAAGAUGAAUACACUAAACAGCAACCGUGCAAACAUGCUAAAAGAAGUCCAGCUUAUGAACAGGCUUUCACAUCCAAACAUACUAAAGUUUAUGGGUGUCUGUGUACAUCAAGGACAAUUGCAUGCCCUUACUGAGUAUAUCAACUGUGGUAACCUCGAACAGUUGUUAGACGGCAACCAGCAUCUGCCCUGGGCAGUAAGAGUGAAACUGGCCCUGGACAUUGCUCUGGGACUUUGUUACCUUCACUAUAAAGGCAUUUUCCAUCGUGAUCUAACAUCUAAGAACUGUUUGAUAAAGCAUGAUGAGAAUGGAUAUUCUGCUAUAGUUGGUGACUUUGGUUUGGCAGAGAAAAUCCCUGAUUUUAGUGAGAAGCUGCCAGUGGUGGGCUCUCCUUACUGGAUGGCACCUGAAGUGCUGAGAGAUGAGCCAUAUAAUGAAAAGGCGGAUGUAUUCUCAUACGGGAUCAUUCUUUGUGAGAUUAUAGCCAGGAUCCAGGCAGAUCCAGACUUUCUCCCUCGCACAGAGAAUUUUGGAUUGGAUUAUGAUGCCUUUCAGCAUAUGGUGGGAGACUGUCCGCCUAACUUCCUCCAGUUAGCCUUCAACUGCUGCAAUAUGGACCCAAAAUUACGCCCUUCAUUUGCUGAUAUUGUCAAGACACUGGAGGAAAUCCUAAGCAAUUUGAAAAGUGAGGAGGAUGAAAGAGAAAGGAAGCUUCUAACCCUUGACAAUACAGAUCGAAAAUCCAUCUCUGUUUCCAAAGGAUUACUAGAGAGAGGACAAGGAGUCAAAAGACUAAGUUCACUGGAUGACAAGAUUCCUCCUAAAUCACCCCGUCCACGGCGCAACAUCUGGUUAUCACGCAGUCAAUCAGACAUCUUUUCUCGUAAGCCUUGUCGCAAAAUAAAUGUUCAGGACCCCUACUACACACCAAACAAAGGAGCAAACCGCAAAGUCAAUCCUUUCAAUUCUAGGGAAGAUUUGAAAGGAGGAAAGGUGAAAUUUUUUGAUAUGCCAAGCAAAUCUGUGAUAUCUCUUGUAUUUGACUUGCACUCUCCAGAAGCAGGAACAUGUCUGAAGAUGAGUCAACCCCUGUUCAGGCCAUCCUAUGGCACUGACUGGCAGGAAUCCUCUUUCUUUCCUGGAAGACGGAGCAGAUCACUCCCAGUCUCUCCUGAACUUGUGCAUAAAGAUUAUAGUACAUUUGGGGAUCUCUCUUCAACUAUUAGUAGGUGUGAUCCCAGCCAGUUGGGGGCUGAAGUGCGGCAAAAGCUACUGAGCAGCAGUAAGUAUGGUGUAUCUGAGAUCCCUCCCUUUCAGGUCAAACAUCAUAGGCAGGAGUCUUCCCCUUUUCUUCAAGAGGAGGAGAUGGAUUGUUCUGAUGGCUUACAGUCCCAAGAAGAAAAUGGAUUUUGUCCUCUAAAAAAUCCACCUGGGGAGCUUGAACUCAGAAAGACUAUGGGACAUGUUGUGCCAGAUACCCAGAAUGCAGAUGGGAUCUUGGUACAGAAUUUAGACUGUUCAGAUUAUAGAUCCUCAGAGAUGUUCAUAAGUUGUGCCACCUCUGAAGAUAUGGAGGUAGAAGAUGAUACUCAAAGAAAUAUGCCUUCCACUAAGUUGGAGCCUUCUAAACUGUUGUUUAGCACUAAUCCUUCCUCACAGCCAGGCAGAGAGUCUUCUCUUUUUGAAGCAGUGGAUAGUGACAGCUCAGAUCUGGUUUCUCUUCCAUCUUCAAAUGCACCAGCACCAGUAAGCGAGCAGUCAAAAUGUGACAUUUAAAGCCUAGCUAUAAUACUGUGAUGACAAACUCCUUCCAGCAGCUUUGGUUUUAAUUUCUAUGUCAAGAUGCUCUAGGAAAAUGUUGCAAUACAACCAUUUGGAGAUUCCAAAAUGUAUUUGGAGAGACUGCAUGUGUAUGAGAGCACAGAGAUAAUCUUGUGGCUUACCAUAGUAGGCAGCUACUAUACACAGAAAAGUUUAGCCAAAUCUACAUGAGAUGCAUGGAUCAAUACAGGGUUAUAAUUCUGAAACAGAUGGAGUCAGGGACAGACCUAUAAUGAGAUACCUUCCCUCUCCCCCCCCCUCCAAUUUGCAUGUGUCUUUCUGUCUUGUUGAAGAAGUUCUUAGCCUCUACUGAAGGAAUUCUUUCAAUCCUAGUAGUGGCACUUUGUUUUAAAAAAUCUAUAACUUUUCCUUUGUCUUUCUCGCUAGCAGUUGCUGAGCAGAUAUAAAUAGCUUCUUCUGUUUGUUAUAAGAGGUUUGAAAUGGGCAAUGCCCUGACAUCCUAGAUCAGGGUGGAAAACCAGUUACUGAACAUCCACUUCCCUUGACUAUUAACCAUGUUGUUUGGAGUGAUGGGCCACUGGUUCCCAUCCGUGCCCUAGAUGGACAGAGAGAAAACAGCUUUUCUUUCUCCGAUGCAGCAACCAGUUCAAUGUGCUGCCUUGAAAGUCAAAAGUUCCCUUGUAUUCUAUAAACAAAGUUGGACUUGGUUGCAACAGCUAAACUUCCUUGUUCAUUCAGUUGAACGCUUGUUUAAUGAACAGCUUAGAUAUCUAUGUUAGGCAUUCUUUGCCCACUUACUAUUUGCUUUGCCCAUGCUUGAAACUGUUAUUCUCCUGUUUUACUUAAGCAGUAGUAGCUGUUGUAUAAGUAAUUCCUGUUCAAUAAAUCUGAUGUGCUCUUACUCCUAAGAAGAUAAACAACAGUGUGUUCACAUCUCAUCAGUGUCCAUAUUCCUUCUUUGUUGUAGAAGGAAUGAGGAUAUACUGACUAUACAGAUGUCAAUAUGAAAUCCUAAAGUAAGCAAACCUCUCCCAAGUAACAUGCUCUUGAAAUUUAGCUCUUUGCAGCUCUUUCAAUGGCUGGACCAUCACUCUGAACAGAUGUGUGAAGAUUUGGAAAUGUGGUUACAGUUUGUAUGAUCUAUUUUUGAAUUCAUUUGAGGUCCCUCUAGUGGAAGGGAUUUGCUUGCUUGCAUGUUAGGUUUGUCCUCUGGCUUAAGGAAUAACAUGGCUAUUUUGUACUUACAUCCCUCUGAGAAUCCAGGCCAGCCUAGAAUACUCCAAUAUAAUAUAUGAAGGAUUGGAAUGCUUCUGAUCCCAUAUUUUAAUACAUUAACUAGUGAGAACUCCCCUAUGGGGAGGAAAUUAAAAGCAGCGCUGCCGCCAUUUCCUUUCCUAUCCAUUCCUCAGAAAUGAACUACAAAAAAAGUGAAAACCCACGAAGUAUCAAGCAAUAACAUCACAGAGCAAUACUAAAAUCCUGAAGAGCAGAGAACAUCUUGCUUAAAGAUCACUUGUAAAAUCUUGACAGUAGUAAAUAUGUCUGUACUUUAGCCAUUGACACCCUCAUGUUCCUUCCUUGUAUUUCAAACAAAAAAUAUUUAUCCUUUCACCUUCUGUUAACAUAGAUUUCUAAAGCAGCACCAUACGCCAGUUGUUUCCAUUUUUUAGCUCUUUCAUGAUCAGCCAGGAUGAGUAUCCAUAACCUGUAUUUUUGUUUAAACGUAGAUAAUGGAAAACACCUCUGAGCAGUUCUCACACACAAUUUGAAUUUGGUAUCAGCAAAAUGAUUUGUUAUGUGAAUGUUAACUGAGCAUUUGGGUCUGCUUUGGAGGCCAUGAAAGGAAGUCCUUGUCUGCCUACUAUGGUCUGUGACUUUGAUGUGAGCCCUCCAAUAAUCAUGUAGCCUUUGGAUGCUUUAAUUAUGCCCUUUUUAGAUGUUGAGUGCCUGAUGGUGAAUCAAAAGGCACCCCUUUGAACAAGUGGCCUCUGCCCUGACCUUACUCUCUCCUUUGUAUAUUUUUUACCUUUUUACAUGAGAUCUUUCCCUGUACACCCUAGAAUGGAAGUUUCUCCUGGAAGCAGGACAAGCCUAUAUGGCUACUCUGCAUUCUCAGUAGAAUGCUGAGCUAAAGGUUUGGCCUCUUAUUUUAACAUAGAAAAUAUGAAGUGUUCCCUGUUCAUAUUGUAAUGGAAAUGGGUUGACUUUAAAAAAAGCUUUGGUGAAUGCCAAUUCUUUUCUUAUGUGGUUAAAACUAAAUGUAUACCGUCCCUUUGUGCAACACGUAAGAGCCCUUGGCCUCUAACCUGUGCAUUCUAAAAGCCAGUAUUGCAGAGCAGCUGUUGGCCGUUAGCUGUAUUCAGUACAGAAUGUGGUCAGAUAAAUGCAAUGCUUUAUACAAACACAACAGUGAGUAGUUUUGUUUUUAUCAUGUUUUUGAUUUGCUGACAAAAAUUCAGCUUGCUUUUUAUAAGCCACCUGCAGACACUUCUAAGAUUCCUCCAAACUGUUUUUAAUUCACUGAAUUUAUUAAACACAUAUUAAAAGUUAUACAUGUGGCUGAUUGGUGAAAUAAGACUGUGUGAAUAAAUGUAACAAAUUGCUGCCCCAGCAGAAGGCGUGGCCGCGAUAGGUUUAUUUUUGGUUGCUGUAUCUUGUCCAAGAACACUGGUAUUUCUUGCCAGUUUAACUACAGACACUUGAAUAAUUCCUCUUUGCACUUAAUGCUGCUGUUUAUACUGCAUGUCACUACAUUUCUAUGCAAAAAUAACCUAUGGGGCAGCCAAAUAUUUGAUUAAGGUUUAAAGAUCUGUGCAAGAUCUAUUUUCAUAUUUAUGAAGGAAUUUUAUGUCUUAAUAUUUGCAGUCUGUAAAUAGCUAAAACUUUGUCAUUAAAACUUAGGAAAAAAGUUUGUAGCCUGUGCAUAAUUUAACACUGCCAGAAAAGAUUUUUUGCAAAACCUUUUUCUAAUAUUGCAGCUAUUUAUGAAUGUGUAAAGAAAGCAAAUCUUGGUUUUUUAUGUUGAUUUACUUUUUCUGACUUUUUCUUUAACUACAGAAAUGGUAUGUUUUACUGGAACUGAACUAAGUAACCAAAGAUGAAUCUAGUUUAAAGUAUUUACAUAUGUUUGUCAGCUUUUGUAAAUUGUUUCCCAAUAUGCUUUCAAAAUAAAAACAAAUAAAUUUUA
This is a messenger RNA of Sceloporus undulatus (fence lizard), 5707 nucleotides long. It is a transcript of the gene TESK2, whose product is annotated as testis associated actin remodelling kinase 2. Lineage: Eukaryota; Metazoa; Chordata; Lepidosauria; Squamata; Phrynosomatidae. The record is from RefSeq and is a predicted model, not a curated record. Gene Ontology annotation, biological process: protein phosphorylation; actin cytoskeleton organization. The coding region runs from base 481 to 2514 and encodes 677 amino acids. Gene Ontology annotation, molecular function: ATP binding; protein serine/threonine kinase activity. Gene Ontology annotation, cellular component: nucleus; cytoplasm. The transcript is spliced from 12 exons.